AUGGCAUCUUCUUCUUCUCUCCCACAGGUGACAAGGCUUUCAGGUUCAGGUGACAUUGGUGGUGCAAAAGACCCUCUUCUUACUGGGGUGCAUAAGAUAUCCCAUAACUAUUCUCUUCUUCGCGCAAUAUUCCCAUUUUUAUUCCCAGCUCUUGAAGGACUGGUAUAUGGCUAUGAUAUUGGUGCCACGGCGUGUGCUACAAUUUCCCUCGGGUCAGCCACAUUAAGCGGAGUAUCAUGGUACGACUUGUCAUCUCUGCAAAUUGGUCUCAUUGCUAGUGGCUCAUUAUCUGGUGCCUUGAUUGGCUCUGUCCUGGCCUUCAAUGCUGGUGAUGUCUUAGGAAGGAGGUUUGAGUUGAUUGCGUCUGCAGUAUUGUAUUGUAUUGGAGCUCUAAUAACGGCAUUAGCACCUGAAUUCCCUGUUAUGGUGAUUGGGCGCUUUGUAUUUGGUGUAGGAAUUGGACUGGCAAUGCAUGCUGCUCCUAUGUAUAUGGCUGAGACGGCUCCAAGACAGAUACGAGGUCAACUAUUAUCGCUCAAAGAGUUCUUUAUAGUGAUUGGGAUGGUUGUUGGUUAUGCAGUUGGUAGUGCUUUAGUGGACAUAUUUGGUGGUUGGCGGUAUAUGUAUGGAGCUAGCAUCCCUUUGGCAGUAAUUAUGGGAAUUGGAAUGUGGUGCCUACCGGAGUCACCUAGAUGGAUCCUUCUAUGUGCCAUACAGGGAAAAGGAAAUAUGCAUGAUUUAAAAGAGAGUGCAAUACGUUGCUUGUACCGGCUUAGGGGAAAAGCUAUUGGUGACUCAGCUCCUGCACUGGUAGAGGAGAUGCUUGAUGAGCUUUAUUCUGUAGGUGAAGAUAAGAAAGCUACAUUAGGAGAGAUGUUUCAUGGGAAAUGCAAGAAAGCCCUUGUCAUUGGUGCAGGAUUAGUUUUGUUCCAACAGAUCACAGGGCAACCAAGCGUGCUGUAUUAUGCUGCAUCAAUUUUGCAGAGUGCAGGGUUUUCUGCAGCAGCUGACGCAACACGGGUCUCAAUUCUGCUUGGGUUAUUCAAGUUGGUAAUGACUGGAUCAGCUGUGCUUGUUGUUGAUAGAUUUGGGAGGAGACCACUUCUACUUGGAGGUGUUUCUGGGAUGGUGAUCUCUCUAUUCAUGUUGGGAUCAUAUUACCUUUUCUUGAAUGAAGCACCAGCUGUGGCUGCAAUUGCACUGCUGCUCUAUGUUGGGUGCUAUCAGUUAUCGUUUGGUCCAAUUGGUUGGCUAAUGAUAUCAGAGAUCUUCCCAUUAAGAUUUAGAGGGCAAGGACUGAGUAUAGGAGUGCUUGUGAAUUUUGCUGCAAAUGCACUAGUCACUCUUGCAUUUUCCCCUCUAAAGGCAUGGCUGGGAGCUGGACUGUUGUUUUAUGUAUUUGGAGCAAUAGCUGUGGCAUCUCUUGCUUUCAUUUUCUUCAUUGUCCCAGAGACAAAGGGUCUCAGUCUUGAGGAGAUUGAAGAGCAAUGCCUCUAG
Molecule: messenger RNA, 1497 nt
Organism: Fragaria vesca subsp. vesca
Lineage: Eukaryota; Viridiplantae; Streptophyta; Magnoliopsida; Rosales; Rosaceae
Product: D-xylose-proton symporter-like 2-like
Exons: 14
Coding region: 1-1497 (498 amino acids)
Biological process (GO): transmembrane transport
Cellular component (GO): membrane
Molecular function (GO): fructose transmembrane transporter activity
Source: RefSeq, a predicted model, not a curated record